Molecule: messenger RNA, 192 nt
Organism: Sparassis crispa
Lineage: Eukaryota; Fungi; Basidiomycota; Agaricomycetes; Polyporales; Sparassidaceae
Exons: 1
Coding region: 1-192 (63 amino acids)
Source: RefSeq, a predicted model, not a curated record
AUGUUGGACAAUGGGCGGGUUGGCGACGAGGACGGCGCGCACGUUGUGCUCUCGUCUCCACGCUUGCUGCUCGCUGUCUCCGUCGUUGAGCUCGACGGCUCCCCUCGCUCUUUUCGAUCUUCUCUCUCUGCCGCUGGUCGUACACUCAAAGUUGGAUACCCGGUGCGGACGAUUUUGAUCGCAUCGACCUAA